This is a messenger RNA of Melanotaenia boesemani (Boeseman's rainbowfish), 3007 nucleotides long. RefSeq names its product vacuolar protein sorting 4 homolog A (gene vps4a). Gene Ontology annotation, molecular function: ATP binding; ATP hydrolysis activity. Gene Ontology annotation, biological process: endosomal transport; vacuole organization. The transcript is spliced from 11 exons. The coding region runs from base 161 to 1471 and encodes 436 amino acids. NCBI's taxonomy places the organism in Eukaryota, Metazoa, Chordata, Actinopteri, Atheriniformes, Melanotaeniidae. The record is from RefSeq and is a predicted model, not a curated record.
UUUGCUGGCUACCGCAUUAGCCGCUGUCCCGUUCUGUCAUGUCACUUAAAACCCAUCCCUGAAAAAAUAGGGCGGCUAGCGAUUUCAGUUCUUCACAUAUCCACCUUUAGGAAGGGUCAGAGGCUAGAAAUCUGGGCGAAGAGCAGUAAAGUGAGAUGAAAUGACAACGUCAACAUUACAGAAAGCGAUUGAUCUCGUCACUAAAGCCACAGAGGAGGACAAGGCAAAGAAUUAUGAAGAGGCUCUACGCCUGUACCAACAUGCUGUGGAAUAUUUCCUUCAUGCCAUUAAAUAUGAGGCCCACAGCGACAAGGCAAAGGAGAGUAUACGAGCAAAGUGCAUGCAGUACUUGGACAGAGCAGAGAAACUUAAGGACUAUCUGAAGAACAAAGACAAACAGGGCAAGAAACCUGUUAAGGAGGCACAGAGUAAUGACAAGAGUGACAGCGACAGCGAGGGUGAAAACCCGGAGAAAAAGAAACUGCAGGAGCAGCUCAUGGGUGCUAUUGUUAUGGAAAAACCCAACGUUAGGUGGAAUGAUGUUGCUGGUCUGGAGGGAGCUAAAGAAGCUUUGAAGGAAGCGGUCAUCCUGCCCAUUAAAUUUCCUCACCUCUUCACAGGUAAGCGGACUCCGUGGAGAGGCAUCCUGCUGUUCGGUCCUCCAGGGACGGGGAAGUCGUACCUGGCCAAGGCUGUAGCCACCGAAGCCAACAACUCCACCUUCUUCUCCGUCUCCUCCUCAGAUCUCAUGUCCAAGUGGCUGGGAGAGAGCGAGAAGCUGGUGAAAAACCUGUUUGACUUGGCUCGCCAACACAAACCCUCCAUCAUCUUCAUCGAUGAGGUGGACUCGCUGUGCGGCUCCAGGAACGAGAAUGAAAGCGAGGCGGCCCGUCGCAUCAAGACCGAGUUCCUGGUCCAGAUGCAGGGUGUGGGUAACAACAAUGAUGGUGUGUUGGUGCUUGGGGCCACCAACAUCCCCUGGGUUCUUGAUGCCGCCAUCCGGAGACGAUUUGAGAAGCGGAUCUACAUCCCUCUGCCAGAGGAGCCGGCUCGGGGUCAGAUGUUUCGGCUUCAUCUGGGCAACACGCCACACAGCCUGAGCGAGGCCGACCUGCGGGAGCUCGCUCACAAAACUGACGGCUACUCCGGCGCCGACAUCAGCAUCAUCGUCCGGGACGCUCUCAUGCAGCCGGUUCGAAAGGUUCAGUCUGCCACACACUUUAAAAAGGUUCGUGGUCCAUCCCGGAGCAACAACCAGGUGAUGGUGGACGACUUAUUGACCCCAUGUUCCCCCGGCGACCCUGCAGCCAUAGAGAUGACCUGGAUGGACGUGCCUAGUGAUAAGCUACUGGAGCCCAUAGUCUGCAUGGCGGACAUGCUGCGCUCUCUGUCCACCACCCGUCCCACAGUCAACACUGAAGACCUCCUUAAGGUUAAGAAGUUCACAGAGGACUUUGGGAUGGAGGGUUAAGAUGGAACUGGUCUUCCUUCAUCCACCAGACUGCUCCCAGUAACAACACCCCCUCUUCCUCACCUUUUCACCGCUGUGUAGGCUUGUCUCUUGGUUUUCUGCCUCUCGUGGAUGUAAAUAAAAGACUGGUCUGACAUGUCCUGCUUCUGGCCUCUGCUCAGCCAGGCCAGGAUUUUAAAUCCCAGGAGGACGUUGACCGAAUGCCACGUUAGAAAAAGCUCAGUGUGAUUUGCUAGUUGGACUGUAGGUUCCACAUCUUUACGCCCUCAUUUCAGACAACAGGUCCGUUACCAGAACAUUCACUACAUGAACUCAACUGACUGAAGGACUGAAGGACUACAUGCUGCUGCCGUCGGGCACGUUGCUUUGGCUCAACGAAGGACUGAGGGUUGAAGAAGUUGGUUUGUGCCUGGCGCCUUGUUAUUGUUUGUGUGAAAGUUAAAAGCUGCUUAUUUUCUUCUUUAAUGCAGCGUCUGGAUCAGCCGCAAAGAAUCCAUCACGUGUUUGACUGAGAGUCCCUUCCAGUCUGGCCCGGUCCGGUCUAGUCUGGUCCAGUCUGGUCUAGUCCGGUCCAAUGUGGGCCAGUCUAGUCCGGUCCGGUCUGGUUUAGUCCAGUCCGGUCCGGUCCGGUCCGGUUUAGUCUAGCCCGGUCCGGUUUAGUCUAGUCGGGUCCAGUCUGGGCUAGUCUAGUCUAGCCCGGUCCGGUCUAGUCCCUUUCUGUCUUUCUUUGUGUUCUGACAGGAAAUUGAAUCUUUGCACAUUUAACAAGCCAAGUGGCCGAAUCUUUGUUAAAUGUUCAUCAGUAUCUUCUGGAACAUGUGGAGGUUAAUCUGGAGAUCAAUAAUGAAAAGUAUUAAGUAAUCUUUUCCAGACUAAAUUGAUUUUUUUCUGGAGCUUUAAAUCAAUAGUUGGUGACAGUUUUUGUAUAACGUCUCAGUGUGAAGCUGUUUUUGCUGAGUCUGCACAUUUUCUCUGUAUUUUUAUUCAGUUUGAGAAAAGUGAGUAAUUCUUUCAGAUCUUGGGAUGUCCCUCAGCCUAAAGCUCAGCUAAGUGUGGAUAAUUUGCUCCAGAUGACGGCGGAUAAAUCUGGAUAAACCAACGUCUGACAUUAGUGGCUGAAGUUUCCUGUUCUGCUGGUCCUGCAGAGGAGAAUCAGUCAAGCACAUCUCGUACAGUAUUACAGCAUUUCUACCUUGUUAGUCACCUUUACAUGGAACUAAUGUUUACACUGGAAGUAUUACCCUGUUGUUGGAGCACCAGGUCGAGGCUGAUCCAGCAACUUCCCCUCGGAGGCCGACGCUCCGGUCCGUUGCUUCGCCCUGUUCCCAGCCAGCACAGCUGACGGAGAGCUGGACUUACUGGAUGGUUGCUGAUCCGGAUUAUUAAAAGCUUGUGUGGCCGACUCUGUGAUGGGACCUCAGUAGAGCAGCUGUGUGUUUGUGGAGGUACAGCUGGUAGAGCGGGGACCUCACCAUGUAACCAUUACUACUAAUUUAACCUGGAUGAAUAAAAAGUGACAUUUCAAAUGAAAAACCA